This is a messenger RNA of Colletotrichum karsti, 3483 nucleotides long. Its product is annotated as endoribonuclease L-PSP. The coding region runs from base 1 to 3483 and encodes 1160 amino acids. Gene Ontology annotation, molecular function: flavin adenine dinucleotide binding; N,N-dimethylaniline monooxygenase activity; NADP binding. The transcript is spliced from 5 exons. The record is from RefSeq and is a predicted model, not a curated record. NCBI's taxonomy places the organism in Eukaryota, Fungi, Ascomycota, Sordariomycetes, Glomerellales, Glomerellaceae.
AUGACCACCCUCACCAACCAGCGCACCCGGACCAAGAUCGCAGACCUCCCCUCCUGGAUCCCCUCCGUCCCGCCCUUCCCCGGCGAACCCACCCUCGACGCACCCGCCCACGCCGCCUCCUUCCUCGCCGCACUCUCCUCCGCCGUCGGAAGCCGCGACUGGACCGCCUUCGCCGCCCUCUUCGCCGAGCAGUGCUGGUGGAAGGACAGCCUCACGCUCACCUUUGACAAGCGCACCAUCCGCGGCCGCGACGCCAUCGUCAGGGCGUGGACGGCGCUGUCCGAGACGCGCCGUCCCGGGAAGUUCUCCGGGGAGAAGGCCGCCGCGCGGGAGAUGGAGCCCGCCUUGGUUAGGAUGGGUCCCGAGCUCGCGGUGCUUGAAGUCCCCUUUGGGUUUGAGAAUGAGGCGCCCAAGGCGAGGUGUGUAGGGCUCGCGAAGCUGGUGCCGGAGGACGGGGGGUGGAAGGUCUGGGUCCUCACCACGCAGGUCGAGGAGUUGAUCGAUAGACCCUUCGGCACGCUGCCGCGUCUGGGUAGCCGGCCCUCCGCGAUCGAGGCGUCGCAGAGGGGACGUCCGGAGGCGCAGGGCCUGCCGCGGCUCAAAGAGGGAAGCGUGCUGGACGCGGUGGUCGUGGGGGGCAGCUGCAACGGCGUGGCGAACGCGAUCCGCCUCGACUCCGCCGGCGCCGACUGCGUCGUCUUCGAGACCGAGGGGCUCGCCGGCGGGAACUGGAGCCGGAGGCGCUACGAGGGCCUCCGGCUCCACCACACCAAGGCCAUGGUCUCGCUGCCGGGGUUCCCGGCCCCCGAGGCGUUCCCGGAGUUCCUUACGGGGGCGCAGCUGACGGCGUACUGCUGCGCGGCGGUGCGGGAGCUCGGGCUGCCGUUCUUCGCGGGGGUGGAGGUCGUGGGGAGUUCGUGGGACGAGGGGAGGAGGGUGUGGGAGGUGAGAGUGAGGGAGAUCGAGACGGGGAGGCGGGGGGUGGUGUUUGCGAGGAAUUUGGUGGUCUCGACGGGCUGGCUUACUUCGCACGAACACCCGAAGGUUCCUGUCAUGAGGGACCGGGAGGUGUUUGCGGGGCCGGUGAUGCAUACCACGGCGUACCGCAACUCGGCGCCGUAUAAAGGGCGGCGGGUCCUCGUGAUCGGGGCGGGGACGUCGGGACACGACGUGGCGGCGAGCCUGGCGCGGGACGGGGACGUGAAGGGGGUGACGCUGCUGCAGCGCGGGAAGACGUUGCUGGUCGACGCGGCGCCUGUGAUGGCGGUCAUCGCGGCGCGGUAUCGCGGGCGGAUGGACGUGGAGACGGCGGAUUUCCUCGAGUUCUCGUUCCCGACGGGCGUGCAGCGGGAUCUCGCCCGGGCGGGGUUCCGCGCGAUACUGGCGGGUGUGGAGGGGCGGACGAGGGCGUUGGAGGGGAAGGGGUACGUCGCGGAGAGGGAGCCGGAUCCGUUGGCGAGGCAGCUCGAGGAGAGGGCGCGGGGGAUCUACGUCGACCAGCCGGGCACGUUCGGGCUCGUGCUCGAGGACAAGAUCAAGAUCGAGCGCGGGGAGGCGAGGGGGUUCACGGCGGAGGGGGUUGUGGUUGUGUGCGAGGGGGAGACGGGGGAGGGGGAGAGGGAGAGGGUCGUGGAGGCGGACGGGGUGGUGUACGCGACGGGGUUCGGGUCGUAUGACCUGGCGGCGUGGUGGAGGGAGACGGGGUUCGUGGACGAGGGGACGGCGGCGAGGGUGGAGGAUGUCGGGGACUUGGGGGUUGACGAGGAGGGGGAGUUGAUUGGGGUGACGACGUUUUCUGGACAUCCGAAUUUGUACUUUGCCGGGUUUGGGAUUUUCACGUGUCGAUGGACUUCCAGGUUCGUUGCGGUGCAGAUUCUGGCUGAUGUUGAUGGGACGUUUCCUGAGAGCGAAUUGAAGCCAUUGAACAUCCCAGAAUUCAUCGCCAUGGGAUCAAAGGCGCUGCCAAAGGUCGAGAAGGCCACCAUCGCGGGGUCGAUCGAGAUACCCCGCAUCCUCAACGGGCUGUGGCAGCUCGCCGGCGGACACGACCAGGACAUCGACGUCGCGGCCGCGGCCGAGGCGAUGAAGCCGCUCAUCGACGCCGGACUCUACGCCUUCGACAUGGCCGACCACUACGGCCCCGCGGAGCAGGUCAUCGGCCGCCACAACCUCACCAACCCCGAGUCCAACCUACCCAUCACCGCCUUCACGAAAUGGUGUCCGCCCGAGACCGGCGACACGUCCUUCUCGACCGCUGAGGCCGCCGUCGACCUCGCCCUCGGCCGAAUGAAACAGGACCGCGUCGCGCUCAUGCAGUACCACGUCUGGGACUACACGGACCCGACCUACCUCUGCAACCUCGCGCACCUGCGCACCCUUCAACAGCGCGGCAAGAUCGCCCACAUCGGCCUCACCAACGUCGACGCCGCGCACCUCGAACUCCUCCUCGACUCCGGCUACGAGGUCGUCUCGAACCAGGUCUCGUGCUCCGUGCUCGACCUCCGGGUGCUCAAGGGCCGGAUGGCGCGGGUGUGCGAGGCCCGCGGGGUGGGCGUGUUGGCGUACGGGACGUUGUUGGGGGGCUUCCUGGGGGAGAAGUGGGUGGGCAAGACGGAGCCGCGGGAGGAGGAGGGGUUGAACUGGAGUCUGAGGAAGUAUCUCCGGUUCAUCCGCGCCGCGGGCGGGUGGGACGCCUUUCAGAACGUGCUGCGGGCCGUCGCGAGCGUCGCGGCCAAGCACGGCGUGUCGAUCGCCGCCGUCGCGAUCCGAUGGGUGCUGGACGUCCCCGUGGUCAAGGCCGUCAUUAUCGGGGCGCGGCUCUCGGGGGACAGCGAGACGUACGCCGCGAGCAACCUCGCGGCCUUCGCCUUCUCGCUGGACGACGAGGACCGGGGGUUGAUCGCGAAGGCGCAGGCGGGGCUGACGGAUAUACCGGGCGACUGCGGCGACGAGUACCGCCGGCCGCCCUUCCUGACGGCCUCGGGGGACCUGAGCGAUCACGUCAAGGAGAGCAGCGCCAUGCAGCGGGUCGAGGAGGCCGUGGCGAAGGGGCAGAGGGUGGAGUUCCACUCCGGGAGCAAGUGGGAGCCGAUCGCGGGCUACUCGCGCGCGGUGCGGUUCGGGAACACGAUACGCGUGUCCGGGACGACGGCGAACCCGCCGCCGGAGUUGCGGGACCAGCUCGGAGGGGUGGUCGGGGGCAAGUCCGCGCGGUCACAGGCCGUUGCCGCGCUUGAUAUCAUCGAGGGGGCUGUUCGGCGGCUCGGGGGGACGAUGGCGGAUGUGGUUCGGACGCGGGUGAUGCUGAGGAGGGAGGAGGAUGUUGCCGGGGUGUCUGAGGCGCACGGGUGGGUGUUUAAUUGUCACGGGAUAUGGCCGGCGAAUACGCUCACGACGGCCGGGCUUAUUGGAGAUGAGGUACUGGUUGAGAUUGAAGUUGAAGCUGUCGUCGGGAGUGGGAAGUCGGUUGUGGCCAUCUCGUGA